Messenger RNA from Dibothriocephalus latus, 1101 nucleotides. The record is from the annotation of a GenBank genome assembly. Lineage: Eukaryota; Metazoa; Platyhelminthes; Cestoda; Diphyllobothriidea; Diphyllobothriidae.
AUGCGUCUCCGGACUGCUUCCAACUGCUUCACGCCGCUUGUGCGAAUGGGUCUGGUCAGAGUGAUUGAAGGGCCAGUUGCUGCAGCCGCGGAUGGUUUCAAGUUCUUCCCCUACACUACCUCGGCGGACCGUACGAUUGAGUGCUCAGAGGAGGCGCUGGUGGCGGACGCUCUUCUGGGCCCAGUGCUUGCCGAAGCCUUCAGUUUCCUCGUCAGCGCCGGCCUGAUACGGCGUAACGUGAAUUUAUUUAUUCGUCUACGAGACGGUCCGCCGAAGCUGGCCUUCUUAAACCUGAUCCGGCGCCUUGUCAGACAUUGGAGUCUCCUACGAAGCCCAUACAAAGAGCCUGCGAGCCCUAAUCAGCUUGGAGAUGAUGCAAAGUCGUCAGAUCUCCACUGGAUCAAUCUUGCUCUCGAUGAGGCCGAUGUCUGUGAACAGAAGCUGCAGAUUGAGGCCUGUCUGCACCGCUUUCAGGUCACCACUUUCUGGCCCAGCGUGCUCUUAUAUACACCGACACCGAAAUGUUUGGCUCGGUAUGAGUCCGGAAAUCGGCGAACCCAUGGGCGUGCCCUUCACCUGCUCGCAGGUUGUUUCUUUGAAGAUAAAGUACGUCGUGAGAAAGAACUUCAGGAAUUUGAGGAUUUGGGCGUGUCCGAGGUGAUUCUCCGUUUCAUCGUGUCCACUGCCCUGGUCGAGUUUCUGCUCGAACAGGCAAUCCGGGUCUUAUCUGAGAAGACGACUCCUGCCGCGGACGAUUGCAAAGCGACCUAUCCAAUGCAGAAUUUAAACCACCGUCACGUAGUUCCCCUCCUCUAUGACGCGCUGAGGGAGAUUCUGCGACUACAGGGUGUUGACUUUGAGAUAUGGUCGCGUCAGCUUGUGUGGCAACGACUGCAGCUGCCGAAAUCCAUCUGCUCCGAGUGGGACAAAGAGGAGGAUGUGGAUCUCGACGCCACGGCUAUCACUUUUGAUCCGGACUCUUCAACUCUGAUGGAUGCUACCACAGCAGACAUUUCCCUCAAUAUGACUAUGUCUUCGGUAAUGCUUUUUGCUUUUCUUUGUGUUUGCAAGUGGUCGCAUGACGGUUACAUAUUUUUUUAA